This is a messenger RNA of Malus domestica (apple), 1603 nucleotides long. Its product is annotated as BEL1-like homeodomain protein 9. Lineage: Eukaryota; Viridiplantae; Streptophyta; Magnoliopsida; Rosales; Rosaceae. Gene Ontology annotation, molecular function: RNA polymerase II cis-regulatory region sequence-specific DNA binding; DNA-binding transcription factor activity, RNA polymerase II-specific. Gene Ontology annotation, biological process: regulation of transcription by RNA polymerase II. The record is from RefSeq and is a predicted model, not a curated record.
AUCCCGUCGAUCCCUCUGUCUUAAUUCUCUGUAUAAAUAUAUCUUUGGUAAACAUUGCAUCACUCUGUCCCAGCUCAACCAAAACACCUUUUCCUUCCCUUCAUCAAUUCAUCACAUCUCUGUCUCUCUCUCUCUCUUCAAAACCUUCACAACACAUCCAUGGCGGACGACGGCCUGGAAGCCUUCCACGUGCCCCAACAGAGCAGAAGAGACAAGCUCCGUUUCACCCUCCAAAACCACCCACCCCAACCACCGUUUUCUCUGCCUCUCUUCUCCGAAUCCCGCCAUUACGACGGCGUCUCUUUCCGGGCCGGAGAACUCAGAAGCUCGGUUCCUCUGGGCCCGUUCACCGGCUACGCUUCGAUACUGAAGCGGUCCAGGUUUCUGAAGCCUGCCCAGCAGCUCCUCGAGGAUUUCUGCGGGUCGGUUCUACCCGACUCGGAUCCUCCUCCGCCCAACUGCUGGAGCUUUUGCGCCAAAGAUCACCGGGUCGACGUUCAGAUGAAGAACUCUCGGCUGACCACCAUGCUGGAGGAGGUGUACAAGAGGUACAAACUAUACUGCCAACAAAUGGAGUCGGUGGUGGCAUCAUUUGAAACCAUUGAUGGACUUGGAAACGCAGCCCCUUACAUAUCCCUUGCCAUCAAAGCCAUCUUGAAGCACUUUGGUUGCCUGAAGAAUGCCAUUUUAGACAAGCUUCAAUCCGGAGGCAAAACGUCGCUUGGCGAUGAAGAAACUGAAGGGUUUUCUGUAAGAGGCAUUCAGAACAACCAGAACCCAAAUGAUCAUUUGAAUUUGAAGUUGACCACCACCAACAGCCUUCGUCAAUCGGUUUCCCGGUCCCAGAGAGGUCUCCCGGAGAAUGCAGUGGCUGUGCUGAGGACCUGGCUCUUUGAACACUUUCUGCACCCCUAUCCUUCUGAUUCUGAAAAGCUGAUGUUAGCUCAACAGACGGGCCUAUCAAGAACUCAGGUUUCGAAUUGGUUUAUUAAUUCGAGAGUGAGAAUCUGGAAGCCGAUGGUGGAAGAAAUACACAUUCUUGAAACACAGCAGGCUCAAACAAUUCCAGACCCAAUGAACAAGAGUGUAAAGGCACCUCUUCACCCUUCUGCAGAGAAUCCAGUUCUCCAUCUGGGGACCCCGCCUAUGAACUCUUCUAGCCAAAAAGCUCAAGACAUCCAAACUAAACGCCCUCGAAAAAUCCAACACGAUUUGCCUGAGCAGGGCGAGACAUGGAUGAGGAAUGCAGCUAAUGGAAGUUUAACGAGCAAUGAUCUACAGAGAAUUAGCAGAACAACCGAAAUAGAUGAAGUUUCCUUGGCCUUAAGCCUUAAAGCGAGAAAGUGAGCACCUCGGAAAGGAUUAGGGUGUAAAAGGAAAGAUCCUGCUGCUGCAUGUUUCUACAGGGCAAACUUUUGUUAACUUUAUCUGUUAUGGGUAACAAGAUUUUGUUAUUAGUUGUUUGUGUGUUAGAUAUUCCGAGAGACAGGUCAUCGAUUCACUCCUAAUUACACUUAACUUAAUCACCUAUUGUUAUCACAAAAAAGCCAAGUAAUAUUAGGAGUGAAAUCACACUCUUAUAUGUGUUAUUUUAUUUUCUCAA